GUUUUCUCCUUAAGAGUCGGCUAUUUGAUUACCAUUGUUAUUUUGUUGAAACAGUGAUGGAAAACCUCACGCCGGAGCAAUGGCGGGAGAUCGUGAACAAGAAGAUGAAGUUCCCGCCGGCGCUCAUCACGGCCAUCCAGGAGGGGAAGGUGGAGACGGUGAGCGGCCUGCUGAACACCGGCGACGGCAUCAUCCGGCAGCUGGACGAGUCGGAGGACCGGCUGUGGCGCGAGGCCCUCAACCUGUCCAUCCGCCUGGGCAACGAGGGCGUGAUGGACGCCCUCAUCCACGGGGUCAAGUUCGACUUCCGGCAGAUCCACGAGGCGCUGCUGGUCGCCGUGGACACCAACCAGCCCCGCGUGGUCAAGCGGCUGCUGGACCGCCUGGACCAGGAGAAGGGCAACAAGAUGGACGUGCACUCCUUCUCCCAGGCCAUCUUCGACCACUCCAUCGACAACUCGCAGUUCGCCCCGGGCGUGACGCCGCUGACCCUGGCCUGCCAGAAGGACCUGUACGAGAUCGUCAGCAUGCUGACGCAGAAGGGCCACGAGAUCCCCUGGCCGCACAAGAUCUCCUGCGCCUGUCUGGAGUGCCGCAACGGCCGGCAGUACGACCUGCUCAAGUUCUCCCUGUCGCGCAUCAACACGUACCGCGGCAUCGCCAGCCGCGCCUACCUGUCCGUCACCUCGGAGGACGCCAUGCUCACCGCCUUCGGCCUCAGCAAGGAGCUCCGCAAGCUGUCCAAGAAGGAGCCCGAGUUCAAGCCGCAAUACCUGGCGCUGGAGGAGCUGUGUCAGGAGUUUGCGGUGGAGCUGCUGGGAAUGUGUCGCAACCAGAGCGAGGUCACCACCAUCCUCAACAGCGCCGGGGCGGACCGCUCGGACCCCCAGGACGAGCAGGCCUUCGAGGAGGGGAUCCCCAACCUCUCCCGCCUGAGGCUGGCCGUCAACUACAACCAGAAACAGUUUGUGGCUCACCCCAUCUGCCAGCAGGUGCUGUCCUCCAUCUGGUGUGGUAACCUGGCCGGCUGGCGGGGGAGUCGCACCGCCUGGAAGCUGCUGGUCUCCAUCACCAUCUUCGUCACCAUGCCCUUACUCUGCCUCAUCUACUGGAUCGCCCCAAAGUCAAAGUUGGGCAAGACACUGAAGAUCCCGGUCAUCAAGUUCCUGCUGCACUCGGCCUCCUACCUGUGGUUCCUGAUCACGCUGCUGGGGGAGUCCAUCACCAUGGAGCUGUACCGGGACGUGUUCGCUUCCCGCCAGCAGAACAUCCUGCACAGCUCCUUCCACAUGGUGUGGGUCGUAGGGUUCUUCUGGUACGAGUGCAAAGAGGUGUGGAUCGAGGGGCUGCGCAGCUACUUCCUGGACUGGUGGAACUGUCUGGACGUGAUGGUGCUCAGCAUGUACCUGGCCUCCUUCGCCCUCAGGGUGCUCAUCAUGCUCAAGGGACACUUCCACUGCAUGGACCUCAGCGGCAGCGCCGACUGCGUGUACUUCACCCAGACCGUGCGGGACCAGUGGCACCAGGAGGACCCCCAGCUAAUCGCGGAGGUCCUGUUUGCGGUGACCAGCAUGCUGAGCUUCACGCGGCUGGCCUACAUCCUCCCGGCCCAGGAGUCCCUGGGGACGCUGCAGAUCUCCAUCGGCAAGAUGAUCGACGACAUGAUGAGGUUCAUGUUCAUUCUGAUGAUCAUCGGGACAGCGUUCCUCUGCGGUCUGAACAAUAUCUAUGUUCCUUACGUCAUCUCACCGCGCCUCGGCAAGUUUAACGAGACCUUUCGCUUCCUGUUCUGGACCAUGUUCGGGGUGGCCAACCAGGACUAUGUGGACAUGCCGGACUAUGUGGUGGCCGAGCUGGUGGGCAGGGUUCUGUACGGCAUCUUUACCCUCGUCAUCGUCAUCGUCCUCCUGAACAUGCUUAUCGCUAUGAUCACCAACUCCUUCCAGAAGAUAGAGGACGAUGCAGACGUGGAGUGGAAGUUUGCCCGGUCCAAGCUGUACCUCAGCUACUUCAGGGAGGGGCUCACCAUGCCCGUGCCCUUCAACAUCAUCCCCUCCCCGAAGGCCACCUUCUACCUCAUCAGGGCCAUCUUCAGGCGGAUCUGCUGCUGUUGUAACUUAAGCUCUGAGAAAGAAUAUCCCCCUUUAGACCCGAUGUAUCCCCCUAUGCAGUCCAACGAGAAGGGCUCUGAGGACAGUCAGAUCUCCUACCGACAGCAGGUUAUCCGGGCUCUGGUGCAGCGCUACAUCGAGUCGGCCCGCAGGGAGUUUGAGGAGACCAAGAGGAAAGACAUCGGGAACCGCAUCUCGGCGCUGAGCAAAGUGAUGGGCCGGCUGCACAGCGAGAUGAAGGUGGUGCAGCAGCUGCUGGCGAAGGAGGGGUUCAGCGGCAAGGGGGGCGCCCCCCAGGAGGGCUCCUCCAUCCUGGGGAAAUACAUCCUGGGGGCCAAGAACAACUUUAAAGGCUUCAACAAGGACCAGACGGAGAGAGCCCUCCCUGUGACGGUGCACCACGGGCUGGAGGAGGAGGCCGCGCACCAGGGGCAGGGCGGGGACCCGGACAGAGGCGCUGCAGAGGCGGCGCCGCGGACCCCCUCGCCAGAGGAGAGCGCCGAGAGGGGGGCAGGGGGCGGAUCGGAGGGGGGGCUCGAGAGGGCGGUGGCGGCGGUGGCGGCCUGUGUCGUCAUUAACAUGGAGGAAGGUCGCGCUCCGGGCCCGACGGAGGACGAGAGAGGGGAGACGGCCGACGGGACGGAGCCGGCGGCCGACGCCGAGAACACGGCCAGCACAACCCCGGAGGACACGAGCGGAUCCACGGUGGGAGAAAAGCCCAGCGAGGAGAAGGUGGACGCGUCGGAGGCUAAGGUGACCGGCGCAAGGACCGAUACGGAAGGGAAGGGGGAGGAGACGAAACAGAAGGCGGACGGAUCCAAGAAGACAGUCGUGUGGGAGGACUCUGGGAAACCCGGGAAGGUGAAGGGGGUCCCCUCUCCGACAGGAAGCAGCAGCUCUCAGGACACUGGCUUCGGUUCACAGGAGGGAGACAGGCCUACGGCAGGACGACGCUAG
Gadus chalcogrammus (walleye pollock) is the source of this 3068-nucleotide messenger RNA. Its product is annotated as short transient receptor potential channel 2-like. The record is from RefSeq and is a predicted model, not a curated record. Lineage: Eukaryota; Metazoa; Chordata; Actinopteri; Gadiformes; Gadidae. Bases 57 to 3068 code for a protein of 1003 amino acids. Gene Ontology annotation, molecular function: store-operated calcium channel activity; inositol 1,4,5 trisphosphate binding. The transcript is spliced from 14 exons. Gene Ontology annotation, cellular component: membrane; cation channel complex. Gene Ontology annotation, biological process: regulation of cytosolic calcium ion concentration; calcium ion transmembrane transport; manganese ion transport.